ACCCAGACCGUACUGCGCGGAGACUUGUACAGUGUGUUCUAAAUGCACCUGUAACGGGGUGCAGUAGUUCUUGAAAGUUUUGGAUGGAGUUUUGACUGAGCUUGAAUUUGGAGAUGGAUGCAAGCAACUUUUGGAGGAAUAAAACCCACAAUUAUUGCGAAAUUUAGGAUUUGGACAAUUGGAGGAUGCCAAGGAGGAAGUGAUGAUUGUUUUACUCAUCGAAACUGGAGGAAUUAAGAAGAAAUGGGGUGUGGGAGCGGCAAGUUAGCUCCCGACUCGCCGAUUAUCGACAAACAUGUAGACUGGGUCAAAACUGUGGAGACGGGUGGUGUACCUUCCUAUGCGGGGAAUAACUCUGCCAAUAAAGUAAAUCAGUACAAUCGCGUCAAUAAUGGCGAAAAUAGAGGCCAGACAAGGCGAGCCAAGUGGAAGGUCAAAUUUGACCCAAGAGUCAAUGCAAAGUAUGAUAUCAAAGCCCUCAUUGGGACAGGGACGUACAGUCGCGUUGUUAGGGUUGAACAUCGCUCAACAAGACAGCCUUAUGCAAUCAAAAUGGUGGAGAAGAAGCGAGAUGGCAAACAGUUCUGGGAGGUGGAAUUGACAAUCUUACGAAGGGUAAGGCAUUUUAAUAUUAUUCAACUCUUGGAGGUUUACGAUGGUAAAGACAGGAUAUACAUGAUCAUGGAACUGGCUACCGGUGGGGAGUUAUUCGAUAGAAUAGUAACGAGAGGAAACUUCACGGAGCGAGAUGCUACUCGAGUUCUUCACAUGGUCCUGGAUGCAAUGCGAUAUUUGCAUGGACUUGGUAUAACACACCGGGACCUGAAACCAGAGAACCUCCUUUACUAUCAUCCGGGUAAUGAGUCCAAGAUCAUGAUCACCGACUUUGGACUUGCAAGUUUCAGGAAGAACGCAGAAGGACCAGAGAACAAUAUGAUGAGAACAAUUUGUGGGACACCGGAGUAUAUCUCACCAGAGAUCUUACUUCGUAAACCAUACACUCAAUCAGUGGACUUAUGGGCAAUAGGUGUGGUGGCCUACAUCCUUCUCAGCGGAAGGAUGCCAUUCGAUGAUGACAAUAGGACAAGGUUAUAUCGGAAGAUACUGCGGGCCAAAUACUCAUUUACUGGAGAUCCAUGGAAGGAUGUCUCACCGGCUGGUAAGGAUUUCAUCGACAAACUUCUUGUGAUCAAUCCAUCAGAGAGAAUGACUGCAUCCCAAGCUAUGAAGCAUCCUUGGAUCAUUACCAUGGCAGCACAAUCCAGUCUCAAGAACCUCCAACGAUCCAUCAGCCAAAAUUGGUUGAAGCACACCUCAACCAGGAGCCGUUCAGCUCGUUCUACCCGCUCCAAUCAUUCCAACAAGUCAUCCAAAUCCCUUCGGUCAAACCGUGGCCAGAGGGUCAAAGCCAAAGAUCUUGACAAGCUGGCUAAAGAGAUCAAGAAGGAAACGAAGACAUCGGAUGUGAAGUCUGGAAGGACUUCAAGCCUACCUGACAAGACAACCAAGGCUCUAAGUCUUCAACCUCUACCAGAUAUCAGUCAUCAUCCAACAACAUCACGGGAUGACCCUUCAUCAUCAAGGAACAAUCUGCCACCUUUGAAGAAUGACCAAUCAUCCUCCAGGAAUGGCCUUUCAAAGGAAGACCUGUCUUUGUCCAGGAAUGACCAAUCAUCAAGGAAUGACAAGACUGUUCUAUCAUCUAAGGGUGACCAUGGUUCAAGAGAUGGCCAGGUUAUCAUAUCCUCAAGGACUGAACGUUCAUUACAGAAUAGCAAGACUGUCGCGUCAUCAAAGGUUGACCAGACUGUUGUGACUUUGAGGAAUGGUCAACCCAGCUUGAUGCCAACUGAGGAUGAUCCACUGUCCAAAGUUAGCAGUGACCACCACCUGACCAGACCAAGUGUGCUUCCUCCACUUAACUCACAGAAAACCUCAUCUUCAUCAUUAUCAAGAUGAACCCUUAUGGCAUAAAACUUGACUCAUUAUAUGAACCUGAUGAUCUACCAGACAGGCAAGUCAUAUGUGUUUAUCUCGGUUUGCUCCGGAGACAAUUGCUCUACUCUAAAUUCCACACACUAAUCGAUUGACCAACUUCAACCCGAACACUAUACCUUACCCUAAACCUAAUAUAACACCCUCUUGCAACCCUAACCCAUAUUCGAUGAAAUUGAGCCCAGAGCUAUUGUCACAGGAGCAAAUGUCAUGCCAUCGUUUAUCUCAUCUGAAGGGCAAGCAAGAUGAACACAUACUUUUGAUCCAAACUGCUUGUGAUCCAGUUUCAAAAGAAGUGGCAAUCAUGUAUUAAAGAUGUACAAUCAAGCACUUUGUCCCAUUAGAUAUGAUUGGCCACUUGUCUUAUGCCCAUUUGGUCUUAUCUUAUGUCUUAUGCCCAUCUGGUUUAAUCUCACUUUGCCUUGUGCCUAUUUGGUCUAAUCAUACUAUGUCUAAUAUCCACUUAGUCUUAGAACUCUACCUUCCAACAACUGGUUUGUCUAGUAACUAUUCAAUGCAGUGGUGGUGUCACAGGGGGAUAGGGACACCCCCCCCCACUCCUCCCCCAUAUGCUUUUCAAGUAGUGGAAAAAAUAAAGGAAAAGGAAGUAGAAAUGUAUGAUAGAUGUGGGCCUGUAACUCUGUCAUACCCCCAUGAUUAGCCCAUUUCCUCCUGGAACCAGGUGGUCCUUGUACAAAGGCUAUGUGAAUCACACAAUUCAGUAGUCAAUGGGUGAGAUUGAGAAUAAAAUGAUGUUGCCUUGACGUCAUCUUGCCCCCCCCCCCUCCCAUCAAACUAUCCUGGCGCCGCCUCAGAUCUGAUGUACAUUGUAAUUGCAAGUUAGUUACCAUUCAAUUACUUUCAAGUUGACUAUUUCCCCGGUACCCAAAUGGUCUAAAACCAGUCUGUCAGUCUGAUUAGUCAAAAUGGUAAAAAUGAAAUUUGACAAAAGAUGUUAUGGGAAAUUAUCUUCUAAGAUGAAGUACAUUAGCAAAUGGAUCAAUUAAUUUCUAAAUGAAAUGACAAUCAUAGAUUUCAAUCCCAUCAUCAAAAAUUAAGUUUUGUGUUACAGGACCCUGAUCCCUGAACAUCCCAAGGAUCAACUCUUGGUCCAGUACCACUAAACUAACAGUGAUAACUUUGUCAUCAAUAGUAGCUACCAUGGUAACAGGGCUAAACAGCCAAUAAAAAGAAGUAUACGUAGGUUUCUGUGAUAGUUACUAGUGAAUGGAAGAGUUAAUAUAAUCCUAUAUUUCAGACAAUAAGGGUCCAGAUAUUUCAUAUCAUUCAUGUAAGUUCUCUGAGAAAUGUACAAGCAUGUACAGAUUGAACAUCACCAUCAUCAUUAUUACCAUCAUCUUCAUCAUCAUCAUCACCACUGCUAUCAUAGAAGUUUAUGUUCCACCCUAUUUCACUCGAGUUAAGUUAGUUGGAAAUUUCAUAUCUGUGUUACAAUUGUCCUCUAUGCUAUCACAUGGUCCUUUUGGGGAAAUGAUACCAAAGGACAUGAAAAUGGAAAUUUAUAUUUAUAGAAUUAUUAUAUUAUUUUUAGCUGAAUGUUUAUGUUUCUGCAACAAAUAAAUACAAUACUGUUAGUUUAGUGGGCUUUAAAAAAAAAUCCUUUACUUUUUAUGUUAAAUAGACAUCUGACUCUAGAUUUAACUUUCACAUUUGAUAAUGAACUCAUAUAUGAAAUAAACAAUGAAUUUAUCAUAGCUAUUGAGCAGAUAAUAUACAUGUCUCCUUGUAUAAUCCACUUUGUUUAUUCUUGACAAUCGAUAGAAUUCCUUUGAUUUAUAUGUGGAUUUGUUUGUGUAUGUUGGCUGUAUGUUUACAUGUAAUGUACAAAUAUAACAGUUGUGAGGGUUAAUGCAGGUACCGGUAGCAUCCUCAGAUACACAUAACUCGGUUUUAAUUUGAAUUCUGAUAUAAAUACAAAAUUAUCUUCAUGAUUUUCCAGCCCUGAAGCAAACUCAAUUUUUUAUGGGCACAAAUUAUAUGCUGUAUACAACUUAUAAGUUAUGCUCCACAUUUCCAGAUCAUGGCACUGGUUAUUUGGGUUAAUACAUGUGUGUGAGUGUGAAAUAUUACAAAUAUGCAUACAAGGAAUAAAGUACCCACUCCUAUACUACAGAAUAGAAUGGAAUGAGGGGGGGGGGGUAGAGUGUGGAAUCCCAUGAUCAGCUAACUUUUAUAGGGUUAAUUUUUUGUAAAGUCUAGCUUUAUUGCAUUUUUGUAAAAUUGCAGAAGUACAUCGAGAAUUUUUUUUUUUUUAUACUUAACAUGCCUGAUGUAAUACAUGUAUCGCAGUGUAUAAUCUAAUUGAAUUAAAUGUCAUAUCAUGAUGGUGGAAUUGUGUUUAAAGUAGAUUGUCUCUUGAUACGAUAUCAUUUAAUUUAGUGGAAGUGAUAGAAACAUUAUGUGAAUGGAAAUGUGCCAAUUUUCUUUUCUUGUUCAAAAUGUAGAAAAGAUAAGCUUUGUGUGUGUGUGUGUACAUAAUACUACAUGUACUUUUCUAUGUUUGUAAUGGUAGUCAUGUUUUGAUAUGCUUAAUAUCUAUUUGUAUUGUAAAAUCUGUAAAUUUAUGGAGUGUUUUCUGCACAAUGGUGCCACUAAGCAGGUAAUUGUGAAUAAUUUUUUGUUAAUUAUAUUUUGGUCACACAGAUGUUUAUUAGUAUUUUGAAACAGCACUCAAUGGUGAAUAAACAAUUUUGUUUUGGGAUGCAUUAGCUAAAGUAGAGUCCAAAUUUUGCCCUACUCACAGGUUAAAGUUUUCCAUUUGAACAAGGUGAAUGUUGUGAAGGAGCCUAUGGGAGAGGGCUGUUCCCCUCCCCCUUCGAUGGACAAAAUAUCUCACGAAAUCACACCUGUGCAUACCCUUUUAAUCAAGUUCUUUGAAUAGAGUUAAGGUAAACAAGCAAUACAACAACAACAAGCAUUAUUUUCAGAAAUUGUACUUGUUAAACCCCUGCAUGGCCUUCUGAGUGGACAUAUGGUUUGUCUCUUCAGUCUAUAUAAUUUAUGUAUUAAUGAUUUAAGCAUAGAAUAUUUAUUAUGUACAAGAAUUUAAUGCUACCAACAAUCUGCAUUUUUUGUUAAUUACUAAAAACAGUUCCAAAGUGUGCUUACACAUAUUUUCAUCAGAAACCAAUUUAUCAGGUUAAUUAUAAUUAUUAUGUUUUUAUGCCAAUUAGUCAAUAAAUUAAAAGUCACGGUAAUAAAAAAAAUGUUAUAUGUUCAGUGUUACGCGUUAAUAGUCUUAUCCCAAGAAAAAAGGUAUUUUACAAUAUUUUGCUUGUGAAUACUAUAGCUGUAGCAGUUUGGUCUAGAAUAAUGAUCACAAUCAUGUGUGCUGAAUAGUAUAUGAUCCUACAGAAGAGUGACAUGUAGAUAUAAACAUUUAUUGCCAAAGAGCUGAAGAGAGAAUAUUAUGUGAUAAAAUUGUCUUGACUGUUUAAUUCGCAGACAUUGUGUAUAGAUUUACCUAUUAAUCAGUAUUACAAUGAUGAUAAUAUUAUGUAUCAAUGUUCAUAAAGAAUGAUUUAUCUUGUUUAUACUAUAUUAUGUAAUUGAUAGAGAUUGAGUUCCAAACACGGAACAUGCAUAUUAUAAUUCAAUAAACAUACAAAUGUUAAUAUGUA
Messenger RNA from Lytechinus pictus (painted urchin), 5636 nucleotides. RefSeq names its product serine/threonine-protein kinase H1-like. Lineage: Eukaryota; Metazoa; Echinodermata; Echinoidea; Temnopleuroida; Toxopneustidae. The transcript is spliced from 3 exons. The coding region runs from base 244 to 1959 and encodes 571 amino acids. The record is from RefSeq and is a predicted model, not a curated record. Gene Ontology annotation, biological process: protein phosphorylation. Gene Ontology annotation, molecular function: ATP binding; protein kinase activity.